UUUUUCGUUUAAGCAGAAUUGUUCUAAAAUGUGAAUUUGUCUACCUACGGAGUUUUUUCUUCCUCGUAAAUAUUUAGAGGUCAGGUAAAUGAUGGCACAGUUUGGAGCAGGGAAGAACCCACCUUGGGCAAGGACUGGAACAGGUGUGAGCAUGACGCAGCAGAUGUUGACCCCAGGAGUGGCCACACAGGCAGUAUAUAACUUGGCAGCUCAACAGAACCUUCAGUCACAGUUCCAGGCACAACAGAUGGCUGCAGCAACUAUGCAGACGAUGCAGCAGCAAGCAGCAAUGUUACCACAGCCAGGUAUCGCCAUGCCUACAUCUCUAGCCUCGGCAAAUAUGGGGGCAAUUAGUUACCCCACAUUGAAGACACAACAACAGCAACAAGCCUCACAACCUAAACAGAGAGUGUUCACAGGAUCUGUCACAAAGCUCCAUGAUAACUUUGGUUUUGUGGAUGAAGAUGUUUUCUUUCAGACUACGUGUGUAAAAGGUCAGAUGCCAAAGGUUGGGGACAGAGUUCUGGUAGAGGCCCAGUACAAUGCUAAUAUGCCAUUCAAGUGGAAUGCCACUAGUGUGAAAGUGCUCAAUUAUCAGACUGGAGGUGCUAGUUUACCAGGGAGCAAACCUCCAGCUUUGAUGGAUACUGCUACAGCUCGUGGAAAUCGAGGUGACAGAAAUAGAUCUGGUGGCAGGAGUUUUGAUCGGGAACGUGACCGUGAAAGAACACGCCGUCGUGAAGAAAGAGAAAGACGUGAACGUAGAAAGUCUGAGGAAAAAGAUAAAGAAGGAACAGAAGAGAAAGAAAAGAGGAAGAGGUCAAGGUCACCCCGUAAAUCAGGAUCUCCAUCAUCUUCUAGAAGGUCACGCUCUCCAGUCAGGCGGAGACCAAGGAUUAUACCUAGAUAUGUUGUUCAAGUACCCAAAGUUAUCCUCACAAUGAAAGAAGCCAGUGUUGUGUCCUUGAAAUCAAGAUACAGUAACAUGUACAUUCCAAGUGAUUUCUUCAACGCAGAAUUCCCAUGGCAUGAGGCAUUUCCCCUUCUUAGACCAUUUCAGCUUGGUAAGGCCUGUACAUUCCAUGUGAUGCACAAAGAUAUAGAUAGAGUAGGACAAAACACAGCCGUACUUGAUCCACCUGAUGCCGAUCAUCUCUACAGUGCUAAGGUAAUGCUGAUAUCUUGUCCCAGUCUAGACGAAUUGUACCACAAAUCAUGCUCGCUGUCUCAGGAUCCAGAGAAUGUGCAGGAAAACUUCGUGCAUCCAACACGCCUCAUUAACUUUCUUGUUGGAGUGAAGGGAAAGAAUGAGCCUAUAGCAAUAGGAGGACCGUGGUCGCCCUCGCUUGAUGGUGCAAACCCGCUAGAGGACCCGAAAGUGCUUAUCAAGACUGCAAUCAGGACAACAAAGGCUCUUACUGGAAUCAAUCUCAGUUCAUGUACACAAUGGUAUCGAGUAGCAGAGGUGCGUUAUCUGCGCCCCGAGGAGACUCACAAGGGCAAAUUAGUUCCAGCUCGUGUAGAGACCAGUGUCAUCUACCUCCCCGAUGUUUGGAGUUGCGAGCCAACGCACCUUGAAUGGGAGACUUUACAGCUAGCUUACAAAAAACAACUUCAGAAAAAAUUGGCGCAGCUCGAGGGGAAAGAGGAUGCUCAGGACGAAGAUGAAGAGGGUAUGGAUGAGUCACUCGGAGAGAAGAAGGAUCCCACCCACUUCUCAGAACUCGACCCCAAGUCUAUGAAGAUAAUUGAUUUACGGAGGGAAUUAGAAUGUCGCAAUUUAAGUUCCAAAGGUCUGAAGUCUCAGUUAAUCGCACGAUUAACAAAGCAGCUGAAGACUGAACAGGAGCAAGAGGAAGAACAUGCAGCAACUAAAGCUGAGGAGGUUAAGCAGGAGGAGCCGAAAGAGGAAGAAGAGAAGAUGGAUACAGAGGAAGAUGAAGAAAAGAAGAAAAAAGAGGAAGAGGAAAGAAAAAAGGAAGAAGAACGUAAGAAAGCCACACUGGAGAGACGAUAUACACUACCCGAUAAAAAAUCAAUCUUAGUCUACCCAAAUGCAGCUGCAAAGGGAGGCAAAUUUGACUGUUCUGUUAUGUCACUGAGUGUACUGUUAGACUACAGACCUGAAGAUAACAAGGAACAUUCAUUUGAGGUGUCAUUGUUUGCCGAGCUGUUCAAUGAGAUGUUGAUGAGAGAUUUUGGUUUUACCAUGUACAAAAAUUUGUGUGCUGCUCCUGAAAAACCAAAGGAAGAGAAGAAAGACAAAGAUAAGAAAAAAGAGGAUGAGCCAGCUACCAAGAAAAAGAAAACAGAUGAAAAAGACAGAAGAGAUUCAGAUAAAAAGGAUGAAGAGUCAGAGAAGAAAGAUGGAAAGGAAAGUCCAGAAAAGAAAGAUGACAGGAGAGACGAAAAAGAUGAUAAAAAAGAUGAUAAAAAGAAAGAGAAAGAUGACAAGGACAAGAAGAAAGAGAAGCGCAAAUACACGACAAUAAAGCCAGAACUCUUGCUUGCUUGUAUAUACUUUGACCAGAAUCAUUGUGGAUAUAUAUUGGACAAAGAUAUGGAAGAAAUCAUGCAUGCUAUAGGCUUGGCUCUUUCUCGAGCUCAGGUGAAGAAAAUGAUAAAUAAGGUAGUGUCUAGAGAUACGUUCAACUACCGUAAACUGACGGAUGAAGCAGUUGGGGAGGAGGAAAAAACAACAGAAUCAAAUGAGCUUGAGGUAGACUUGGAGAAACUCGCAGCUGGUAACUACGGUAUGUUGAUUCAGAAGAAGGAAGACAAGAAGGAUGAGAAGAAGGAAGGUACACAAACAACUCCUGCUGGUAAGAAGAAGCCAGUGAAGGGUGACACUGAACUGCUGUCAGGGAUGGUGAUGUACAAUGGUGCCAUGCUAGACAUUGACAGUCUGUUGCAGAGACUCAGUAAAGGAGAGAAAUCCAUGGCAGAGUUUGAGAGACUGGUACAACAUGUGGAGAAUGAGAGAGAUCAAGUGAAGAAAGAACUGAAGAAGAAGGAAGAGACAUGUACAAAGUUGACAUCAGACUUGAAAUCAGUGAAGCACGAGUUAUCCGUGCAAACAAGAAUCACAACUAGUUCAGAAUCAAACAAUCGUAAAUAUCUGUCAGCUCUCAUGGAAACCCAGACUUUUGUUUCAAACCUAGCGCACACAGUGACCUCUGCAUUAGGAGAAAUGGCAAGCAUUAAGGUGGAGAAGUUUGAGGGAGGGGGUCAAGUGAAGCAAGAACCACAGAAUGGCUCUGACCAUUAAUUAAACAUUUAUCCACUCUGUGUUCAACAGUACAAUAUUAUGAUGAUUAUGAUUCCAGGUAUAGAUUUAAUCUGUGCUAAAUAUAAUCUGCAGAUGUAAACUAUUGUCAUGCAGAAAAAUCAAAAAGUUUUAAGUGUUAUGUUACUUUUGUUGUUAUUUUGUGACACCUUUUGGUAGUGAACUUGGAUUUUGAUGAAUGUGUACAGAAAUAGCUGUGGGAAUACAUGCAUGGAAACAAAAACUGAUCUUUGGUCAUAUUUGGUUAAUACUGCCAACAUUGGAUAUAUUCAUUUUGUAAGGUUUUAGAAUUUUAAAUGAGAAGUCACACAGAGAGAGGUUAAGUGUUUCAUAUUUUGUUCUUGAAUAGAAUGUCAUUGUAUGCAUUGAGUCUAAUAAGUGUUGUUUUUGUUUUAUCAUUGCUGUAGUAGAGAAUCGAGGUUAUUUUGGUUGUAUCACCACACACAUUUGGAUUAUUUUAUUUAUGGGAAAGUUGUCAUUGUAAUGCAGAACUCUUAUUGCAGUGUUUUGCCUGCUUACAUUUGGGUGUAAAAGAUACCUAACAUGUACCUGUGUAGUAGAGUUCAAGUUUGACAGUAGAGAGGUAUCACAGGACUGUAUUGCAUGUAUCCAUUAGUCAUUGUCCGCACUGAUUCAGGGUACAAUAAACUACCAAUAUUUUACCCUUAAUAUGUUACUUUUGGGCUUUUAGCAGACAGUAUAUUAAUGAAUUGGCAUGCAGAUAUUAUGUAUGUUUAAAUAUGACAAUAAAUAUCUGUACAGGGAGCUUGAAAAGAUAAAUAAAAUGUUUCAGAAAACACAG
This is a messenger RNA of Mercenaria mercenaria, 4088 nucleotides long. RefSeq names its product cell division cycle and apoptosis regulator protein 1-like. Gene Ontology annotation, biological process: regulation of DNA-templated transcription. The record is from RefSeq and is a predicted model, not a curated record. The coding region runs from base 89 to 3268 and encodes 1059 amino acids. The transcript is spliced from 21 exons. Gene Ontology annotation, cellular component: nucleus. Lineage: Eukaryota; Metazoa; Mollusca; Bivalvia; Venerida; Veneridae.